Messenger RNA from Phyllostomus discolor (pale spear-nosed bat), 2850 nucleotides. It is a transcript of the gene TIPARP, whose product is annotated as TCDD inducible poly(ADP-ribose) polymerase. Bases 305 to 2278 code for a protein of 657 amino acids. The record is from RefSeq and is a predicted model, not a curated record. Gene Ontology annotation, molecular function: NAD+ poly-ADP-ribosyltransferase activity; metal ion binding. The transcript has 6 exons. Lineage: Eukaryota; Metazoa; Chordata; Mammalia; Chiroptera; Phyllostomidae.
GGGCAGUCGAGCGCAAGCGACCGGAAGCCACUUUAAAGCAGAGCUCGAGGUGACAGGCGAGCGAUCGGGAUCCGGAGUGCGGUCGCUGCUCUCUGCGCUCGCGGCGGCGGAAUGGCCGGUGUGCCGCUCCGGGUGUCUCCAGCCUGCGACCCCUAGAAACCCAAGCCUGCUCUCCGCGCCGACCCCCGGGCGGACGCUGCCCGCGUAUCGGCAGCGCCGCAACUCGGCUCCUGUGCUCGGUUCUCUCAGGCUGCCAGCUCAGGAUUUUGUAGACUCUGAGGAGCAGUUGGAGCUGAUCCACAUCAUGGAAAUGGAAACCACCGAACCUGAGCCAGACUGUGUGGUGCAGCCGCCCUCUCCUCCUGAUGACUUCUCAUGCCCAGUGAGACUCUCUGACAAGAUCACUCCAUUGAAGACUUGUUUUAAGAAAAAGGAUCAGAAGAGAUUGGGAACUGGAACCCUGAGAUCUUUGAGGCCGAUAUUAAACACUUUGCUGGAAUCUGGAUCACUUGGUGGAGUUUUUAGACCUAGAAACCAGAAUGCAGAUGAAAGCGGCUUGCAUGAACCUAUGGUGAAAAAAACCCUGGAAAUCAAUCCAUCGUGCCCGCCAGCAGAUAAUAACAUGUCUGUCUUGAUUCCUGAGGAGACAAGUGUCGGGGACCAAAUACCAGAAGCUCGUCCUUCCACUGAUGCUCCAGAACAAGUGGUUCCAAUCCAGGAUCACAGCUUUCCACCAGAAACCAUCAGUGGGACAGUGGCAGAUUCUACAGGAGGGCACUUCCAGACUGACCUUUUACACCCAGUUUCAAGUGAUGUUCCUAUUAGUCCUGACUGCAUAGACAAGGUCAUGGAUUAUGUCCCAGGGGUUUUCCAAGACAACAGUUAUACAAUCCAGUACAUUUUGGACACCAGCGAUAAGUUGAGUACCGAGCUCUUUCAGGACAAAAGUGAGGAGGCUUCUCUUGACCUUGUAUUUGAACUGGUGAACCAGUUACAGUACCAUACUCACCAAGAGAAUGAAAUUGAAAUUUGCAUGGACUUUUUGCAAGGCAUAUGUAUUUAUGGCAGGGAUUGUUUGAAGCACCACACGGUCUUGCCCUAUCAUUGGCAGAUCAAGAGGACAACUACCCAAAAGUGGCAGAGUGUAUCCAAUGAUUCCCAGGAGCACUUGGAAAGAUUUUACUGCAAUCCAGAGAAUGAUAGGAUGAGAAUGAAGUAUGGAGGACAAGAAUUUUGGGCAGAUUUGAAUGCCAUGACCGUAUAUGAAACAACUGAAUUUGACCAGCUACGAAGGCUGUCCACACCACCUUCUAGCAAUGUCAAUGCUAUCUACCAUACAGUCUGGAAGUUCUUCUGUAGGGACCACUUUGGAUGGAGAGAAUAUCCUGAGACUGUUAUUCGGUUGAUUGAAGAAGCCAACUCUCGGGGUCUGAAAGAGGUCCGGUUUAUGAUGUGGAACAACCACUACAUCCUCCACAACUCAUUCUUCAGGAGAGAAAUAAAAAGGAGACCCCUCUUCCGCUCCUGCUUUAUACUGCUUCCAUAUUUACAGACACUUGGUGGUGUUCCCACCCAGGCUCCUUCACCUAUGGAAACAACCUCAUCCUCACAAAUCAUCUGCCCAGAUGGGGUCACCUCAGCAAACUUUUACCCUGAAACUUGGGUUUAUAUGCAUCCAUCUCAGGACUUUAUCCAAGUGCCUGUUUCUGCAGAGGACAAAAGUUAUCGAAUCAUUUAUAAUCUUUUUCAUAAGACUGUGCCUGAGUUUAAAUACAGAAUUUUACAAAUAUUGAGAGUCCAAAACCAAUUUCUUUGGGAGAAAUAUAAAAGGAAAAAAGAAUAUAUGAACAGGAAAAUGUGUGGCCGUGACAGAAUCAUAAAUGAGAGACAUUUAUUUCACGGCACAUCCCAGGAUGUGGUGGAUGGAAUCUGCAAGCACAACUUUGACCCUCGAGUCUGUGGAAAGCAUGCUACGAUGUUUGGACAAGGCAGUUACUUUGCGAAGAAAGCAAGCUACUCUCACAACUUUUCUAAGAAAUCCUCCAAAGGAGUCCAUUUCAUGUUUCUGGCCAAAGUGCUAACUGGCAGAUACACGAUGGGGAGUCACGGCAUGAGAAGACCUCCUCCUGUCAACCCUGGCAGUGUCACCAGUGACCUGUAUGACUCUUGUGUGGAUAAUUUCUUUGAGCCUCAGAUUUUCGUCAUUUUUAAUGAUGACCAGAGUUACCCUUAUUUUGUUAUCCAAUAUGAAGAAGUCAGUAACACUGUUUCCAUUUGAAAAAUCUCGGUACUGCUAAAUUAUUUGAUACGAACUCAGUCCAGCAUUUGUAGCAGGUCUUGGAUGGGUGGGACAGAGUGGGAAACAGCUUUGGGCGUUAAUGGGGCACUUUUAAGACCAAUUUUUUGUAAGUGCUAGAAAGUAAAAGUUUUUUCAAAGAAAAACAAGUUUUAAAAUGACCACUUAUUCUUUAAUUAUUUACUAAUUAUUGUUAGUGUACUCGAUGUGGGAAAGACUACAGAUGGCAUACUCAUCAUUUACACUUGUACAUAUAGGCAGCAAUGUUAUUAAAAGCAUUUUUUUUUAAGAGAACAGCCUAACUAAUUAAAUGUGACUUAAGCCUGGUAGGAAUUUGGCCAAAUGAAAUGGAAGCUGUGAACAGAGUGAGGAGUCGGGCUAUUUACAAUGAUUAAACUGACUGGAACUAGUACCGUCACACGUACACCCUGUCCGAAGCAGAGAGAAACAUUUCUAUCAGCAGGACUGAAAUGUGGCACCCAACCAAAGAUUAUCCAUGACUUUAACUUUUGUAGAGUCGGCCUGAAAAAUUCAGACCUGUUUAGAGGAAGUUU